This is a messenger RNA of Tripterygium wilfordii, 2396 nucleotides long. RefSeq lists its product as uncharacterized. The record is from RefSeq and is a predicted model, not a curated record. NCBI's taxonomy places the organism in Eukaryota, Viridiplantae, Streptophyta, Magnoliopsida, Celastrales, Celastraceae. The transcript has 2 exons. The coding region runs from base 366 to 2396 and encodes 676 amino acids.
AAGGACGACGUUGCUGGAACAAUCGUGGGUGCUGCUGACGUGGAGUUGGUUACGAGAGAAUCAAAUGCAAAUGAUGACACAGGGUGUGCAAGGAGAAAGAUGGUGCGUGAAAGAAAAAGGCCUAACAAAUUUGGGGAUUACGUAUAUCAUUGCUGGUUCAUACCAAUUGGUGCUUUCAUUGAGUCUUCGCCAUGGCUGAAGGGACUCGUUUGAAAUCUAUGGAUGAGGCUAUUCGUCAUCUUCAGGCUGCUUCUUCUGAUCAUGACUCGUCGUUAGGGUCUCUUCAAUCUGCGUUGGUGGAGCUGACUCAGAUAUCGACUACUUAGCACCUUUCUCUCAACGAUUUAACCAAUCGUGUCGCCGUGAUGGAUGGUCGUUUGGAGCAGGUCCUUCUUUUAGCUCAAUCUUCUCUUCAUGGUUCGAGUGGUUCUAAGGCGGUAGCUGUUGCUUCAUCCGAUGGGGCAUCACCGUCGGCGGUCACCGCUUCUUCUCUUGUGCCUUAUACCACCGCACCGAUUGGCUCGUUUCCUCCUGGUUCUGUUCGAUUGGAUUUUCCUCGUUUUGAUGGGACCAAUCCAUUGGACUGGACUUCGAAGGCAGAGCAGUUUUUUCAUCUUUUCCAAACUACUGACUCGCAGAAAGUGGAAAUUGCUUCCUAUCACUUGGAUGGCCCGGCGUGGCAAUGGUUUCAGUGGGCAAAUACAGAUCAAUGUUUCUCGUCUUGGACUAUAUUAGCUCGGGCUAUUGAGGUGCGCUUUGGGCCGACAGCUUUCGAUGAUCACGGAUUUGCCUUGGCUAAACUCACUCAAACGGGUUCUUUUGAGGAAUUUCAAUCUCAGUUUGAACUUCUGUCCAAUCGGGUUCCGCAGUUGCCGGAGUCAUUCCACCUGAGCUUGUUCCUUUCGGCGCUGCAUUCUGAUAUUCAGCAUGAUGUUCGCAUUUGCAAGCCCACUACUGUCCAUGAAGCUAUUGGGCUUGCUAGGCUUCAUAAUGCCAAAUUACUUGCCGUUAAGAAAGCUUCUGUUACUGGGACUCUUCCUCGUCUGGAUUUUCGGACACCGGUUCAGGUCCGUGGACCUUUGUUGCCUAACCCCAGUCGACCUCCAGAGCCCACGAAUAACCCAGCCCUUUCACCUGUGUCUUCCUCAAAACCUGCCACUAAUUUUCCCAUUCAGCGUCUCACGGCCGCCGAUAUGCAGCGAAAGCGUGACCUCAACCUCUGUUACCAUUGUGAUGCCAAGUACGUUCCGGGGCAUCGUUGUCCGGCUCGCCGACAAUUUUUUUUCUUGGAUUUGGCUGAUUCCGAGGACGAUCCAACCGAGGUUACAGAUGCUCAACUGGCGGAGGAACUACAGCUUGCCGAGCUACAGCCGUUACCUUCUACUACAGAGCCUUCCACUGAAACGACAGUCUCCUACCACGCCUUGACUGGAUUUCCUACACUACAAACUUUACGAUUUCAAGCCACCGUAGCCGGGACUCAACUCCAUACCUUGGUUGAUGGGGGCAGCACCCAUAACUUUGUUCAAAGUCGGGUUGCUAAAGGAUUGGGGUUUCCGAUUGAAUCUGUUCCGCAUGUCACUGUUGAGGUGGGUAAUGGUGAGAAGCUUCGUUGUGAGGGGUGCAUUCGUCAAGUUCCAAUUACCAUCCAAAAUCAUCUAUUUUCUGCGGAUUUGUAUGUGGUGGCAAUUCAAGGAGCUGAAUUAAUUUUAGGUGUUUCAUGGUUAUACAGUGUCAAUCCAAUCUUGUAUGAUUAUGUUGACUGGGUGAUUACUGUAAAUCAUAACGGUGGUUCGGUGCGUCUUCAAGCUAUGGCCCCUAGUUCUCCUAUGGCCAUGGAUUACCAUCAAUUACGUCGAUUGGUACAUUCUGGGGCGGUAGGAACCUGUUUACAAUUGACUAUGGAUUGCCAAUCGCUUCAAGGGAUAGCAGAGGAGAUUGAUCCUCGGUUAAAGGGGUUAUUAGCUCAGUAUGAGGCUGUUUUCCAGAAGCCUCAAAGCCUUCCACCAACUAGAUCUACAGAUCAUAGUAUACAUCUCUUGCCCAAUUCUACUCCUGUCAAUGUUAAACCUUACUGUUACCCUCAUUUUCAAAAAUCCGAGAUUGAGAGGAUGGUUCAGGAUAUGUUAAAGGAGGGCAUCAUUCGCACCAGUACUAGUCCGUUUUCAUCACCUGUCUUGCUCGUCAAGAAAAAAGAUGGUUCGUGGCGUUUUUGUACUGAUUAUCGCACCUUGAAUGCCAUAACUGUACGCGAUCGUUUCCCUAUUCCCACGGUGGAUGAGUUGCUAGAUGAACUCAAUGGUGCCAUGGUUUUUUCUAAGCUGGAUUUGUUGGCUGGCUAUCAUCAAAUUCGUGUUCGGCCGGAACUCACGAAGGGCAUUAUGAGUAUCUCGUGA